AGAAAGGAGGAAAGCGCCGUUAGUGCUCUCUCUCUCUCUCUCUCUCUCUCUCUCUCUCUCUCUCUCUCUCUCUCUCUCUCUCUGAGCUCUGUGCCCUACAGAGUUUCUGUAGAAGAAGAGACACUCCGGGAGAAGAGAACGCCAUAAAUUUGGCCUGUGAUCAAGUGCCGUUGUUGAAGUUGAUCGUUCGUCGAAGAGUUUUGUGAAUUAUCGAAGACUGAAAAUAUCACCAGCACUAAAAAAUAAAUAAAUAGAUAAAUAAAAAUUGCUUGGUUUUGUGAUUGUAGAGACUUAGAGACUCACACACCUCACAGACAAGACACCUUGCCAAGAAAUCGCACCGGUCGCGUCCUAACACGCAGAGAGCACACAGGAACUCUUAAAAAAAAAAUAAAUAAACACCAUUAGUAAACAAUCUUCUCUCCCAACUGUAUAUCACCAACAUCACCAACAUCUUCACCAACAUCUCUUCGUCCGUCCAUCAUCGCCACAACACCAUGUCUGCCGUGUGGUACAUCGAUCCGGAAAUGGCCACGGGAGAGCGCGAUUGGUCCGAUUCCGAAUCGGUGGCCAGUAGCGUGGCAGCCGCUUCCGAGGUCUCUACUGUGCCCGACAAAUUCGGGUUCCUGGGCGGUGCCCAGUACACGGAAGAUGGAGAAGAAUCCGUUCCUGUGGACGUGAUCAGGAAGAGGGAGAAGAAAUGGCUGCAGAUGUUCACCAGCUGGGACUCCCACAUGCUCAAGAAAUACAAAAAAGUCCGAGACAGAUGUCGGAAAGGGAUUCCGUCAGCACUGCGCGCCCGCGCAUGGCAACACCUCUGUGGUGCGCACAAACAGCUAGAACGCAAUCCUGGUGUUUUCGAGCAGCUUGCUGGAGCCCCCGCCGAUGCCCGCCUGGAAGACGACAUUCGCAAGGAUCUCCACCGACAGUUUCCUCUACACGAAAUGUUCCUACAGAAAGGUGGACACGGACAAGAAGAUUUGUUCCGCGUCUUGAAAGUUCAUGCACAAGUGUCUCCCGAUGAGUACUGCCAGGCACACGCUCCCCUUGCAGCCGUCCUUCUCAUGCAAAUGCCUGCCGAGCCAGCAUUUUGGUGCUUAAAAGCAAUCUGCGAUAAAUAUGUCCCUGGUUACUAUGCUCAUGGAUUGGAAGCCAUUCAAGUUGAUGGAGAUAUUUUGUACAAACUACUGAAGAAAACCUCACCUUCAGCUUAUAAACAUUUAAAAAAGCACAAGGUUGAGCCAGUCCUCUACAUGACAGAGUGGUUUAUGUGUCUAUUUUCCCGGACAUUACCGUGGUCUUCUGUCCUCAGAGUUUGGGAUAUGUUCUUUUGUGAAGGAGUUAAAGUCCUGUUUCGUGUUGGCUUGGUCCUAUUAAAGUAUGGGUUACGAUCCCAAGUACUCAAGCGAUGCCCCGGCAUGUAUGAAACCUUGCAGGCCCUCCGUAACAUUGAUCAUGGCGUGAUGGCAGAAGGAUUUUUGCUAUUUCAGAUGCAAAGACUGGACCUACGUGAAGAUGAUUUGCAGCGGGAACAUCAAAGACAAGUUCAGAAGCGCAAACAAAACAAAGAUGCAGCGACCAAUGGAAGAUAAGAAGGCAGUUGAAGAGGAAAGGAAGGAGCAGGAAGGGAUACAUAAUUCUUUUUUGUACACUUUUGUUGCAGCAGCAACCUGAAGGAGGGUUGAUAACUUUUAAGGUUUUGGCCAGUUAGUGAAUUCAUGAGUGGAGCUGAUUGACAUUGAGAUGUUAGGUUACAAAGGUCCAUCGGCUCAAAUUUGUUUUUAUCAGACAGUUGUGUGGGCCAUUUUUCCAAUAUGCCAUUAACAAUGGCAGGACCAAUUUCCCUCUUGAAGCUUAUGCUUUUUUUCUUUACUACUGCUCAGACAUCUGCAAAUUCAUUCCUAUAUCAAAAGUUGCUUUGUUAAAAGAUAAAAUAAGAGCAGAAAAGUUCGCAGGUAGUAUGUAGCUCAGAAUUGUACAUGGGAAGAUUACCAUUACAUAAAUCUGUUAGUAAUAUUUAUUGCAGUACCAAAUUUUAUAAAAGUUAUCCUAUUUGCCAGCACACUAUUUGGAGUGCUGAAAUUUGAAUUCAUUUUACUGUCCCAUGUCUCUGUAAAUAGGACUAGACAUCACAUUUCUAUGAAAAAAUGUCCUUUUAUGUCUAGAAUUUAUUGUUUACUUAGGUGCUGGAUUUGCAGAUGAUUCCUGAUUUUUUUUUCUCUUCCUUUCACAACUUAAAAGUCCCAUAGCUAUAACUUCAUAUCUUUCACAUUUAGUUGCAGAAACUAAAUAGGUUUUGAGGGGUUGUAUCCAUAGGGCAUUAGAUUAAAGAAUAUAUCCGUUGAGAUGUCAAUAUGUGCUUUGCAUUUUGUUAUUCAGACUUCCCUGUGAAACAGUUGUCUUGGAUCCAGCCUGCUCAUAAAUAUAAACUUCAGCAUAUCAUGUAAUAUCAGAGUACCCAACAUAAUGAAAAUGAUCAAAGGUCUUGUGGAGCAUUGCUUGUGAUGAGUGUGUGAAAUAAUAUGUAUGGUAAGAUGAAAUGGUGUACAGUAUCUGGCAAAGGAUAGCUGCAUUAAUGUUUUCAUAGUCAUGUAGGAUGUGCAGUCUUGUACAGUAGAACUGUACGCCUUAAUCAAGUUCUUAAUGCAGAAGGAAAUAGGCAAGAACACUUGUAAUAUUCAGGCUUUGAUAUCCAAAAGCACUAGAGGUCACCAUUUGGAUGUUAUCAGGUAACUGUAAAAAAAGUUAUUUUUUAUAGGCAAUGUUAUAGCCACUUCACCACUACUGCUUAUUUCUCUUAUUUGUGCCUCAACACAGGGCAAUAUUAAAUUACUUUACAAAGAGAUCAGUACUGAUUCAGUUUCAGUGCAUGGAUUAUGAUGAAAUUUUUCUCAUAAGAUUUGUAAAUUGAAAAGGUAUUCCUAACAAUGUUAUGGUGUGAUAAGUCCUUGUUUUGGCAUAGUGCACUAGACUUACUAGCUCAAGUAUAUACAUUUCCAUAUCUCAGUCACUUAAUUUUAGUGAGUGUUCUUUCAUCUUUGCAGCGAACUUCAAAAUUAGGUUACUUUACUGCAGUAUAUUCUUAUACUGCCUGGAUAUAAAACUCAUAAUUAUAUGCUGUCCAGUGAAUAGUGUGGAAAGGUUCAAUUUCUCCUUUUGUCUGGUGGCUUCCUCUAAUUGAAAGGAAGCUUUUACCAGAUUCCAUAAUAUAUUCAGUUACUGUGUGCAUGUGUGUGCUUGAAUAUGCGUAUGUUUGGCUUCUGUAUUUGCUUUGAAUACCUCUAUUGGCAGAAGUGGCGAACUAGUCCAGGAUUGAUAGUGCCUCUUGAAUGUAAGAUAGUAAUACAGUAUAUUUAGACAGGAUAGCUAUAUAUUUUGUGUCAUAUGUAAAAACUGUACAUAAAGCCCUCACAUUUGUAGUUUAUUAUCAUCUCUCAAUAUCAAAUACUUCUUGAUGACAUUUGUGUAAUUUCAUUUAUUUAUUUAGUUUCAUUGUACUAUUGCACUUUCAAGUUAUUAAGCUUGUUUAGAAAGCAAUUAUAAUCUGGUAUCAUUCAUACAUUAUAAUCAGAUAGUUUUCUGUGUUUUGUUUCUCCUUUUCUAUGUACCGUAGGUUCUCAUUUUUUCCCCUCAUGCGAUGUAUUAUUUACAUUUUUGUUUUUCUGAAACCAACUAUUGCCUUUGGGUGUAGAUCUUUACAUCACUCUUGACGGUAAAUACUUCGUACAAAUUCCACGAGAAUCUCUUGUCUUUAUGUUUUUCCAUAAAGGGAACAUAUGAUGACUAAUUGGCUUAUUUUUCCUUCGCCAAUUGAGUGUUUUUCAUAUAUUUCUUUCAUAUACAUCUCUUUGCUUCUUGUUUUUCUAAGGUAAGAUGUGCCAUUUGGAAUCUGAGAUCGAACUUGUUUUUUAACAUUUUAUUUUAACCUUUUAAGGCACUGAUGAUUUUGACAGACAGUUGCCAUUUUCUGAAGACUAUUUGGAGUAGUUUUUCCCUGCUGUUACAAAUGUUACAAAGUAAGACUUUUCAGAGCUGAAUGUAAAACAACUCUUUUGGAAAGUCAUUUCACAAGAAUGCUGAGGUAGACAAUUAUAUUUUCAUGAGUAAAUUUUUUAAUGCAAAUGAACGACAUUGCUUCCUGUUAUGUGUUACAAAUAGGAUUAGAAAAUAUGCUUCCGAGAUGAAUGAAAAUUAGACAAUACAGUUCAACUUAAGGUAUGCUUACAGUUAUUACAAUAAGAAAUCUUGGUUAUUUACUGGUAGAUUAGUUUACAAUACCCGUUUCAUGCUGGGUUGUUCUAUCCCUUCUCUUCUUUUGUUUAAGGGAAUGCAGCUCUAGAAUAACCACUUAUCAUUUAAAGUUGACAGAUUGUUGUCUGAAUGCAGGGUUGAUGUCAUAUUCAUACAGUGCAGGGUGUAGGUAUCCAUGCAGUGGAACUUUUAUAAAAGGUAGACCAUUAUGAAGUCAAAUGUUGACUUUUUAGAAUUUUAAUUUUAUCCUGAAAGCUGUGUAUCCUCAACAUGCUAUAUUUGAUAGACAGAGGGUGGUGAUAUAUUUUUAGAGGUGAUGUAUUUGCAGUUGUAAAUAAAAAGACAAAGUUGAUGCAGUUUGAAACUUAGAGUCACUUGUGGAAAAAUUUUAUGGUUUCUAUUUUCCUUUCAUGCGUAAUUUAGUUAGUUUAGGGGUUGCGUAGUUAACAAAUGUCAUUGUACUAGGAAUACUGAAAUGGAUUGUAUUUUUUGUAUUUUUAGUGAGGUUUUGCAAGAUAAAUUUCAUGCAGCAAAAGUUGAUAGCAUCAGCAACCUAGUGAAAAGGAAUGAAAUACAUUUUUUGCUUGGCCAAAAAGAAAAAAAAAAGAUGAGAUCUCUUAUACUAAAUAAUGAAAAUGCUUCGUGUAUUUGUGGAGCUUUGAAUGAAGUACAAGGUUCUUAUUUGUGUGGUGAUUCAUGUUAGGUUUUAUUAUUGCAUUAUAUAUUUUGCUGUGCUGUAUAUUAUUUAAGGCUUGCCUUUUACUAUAAAUUCUUCAUUCAAAUUUCAUGUAGCUCUAAGAAAAUUGCAGUGAAGAUAGAAAUAACCAUUGGAUUGUGAGCUAGGUACAGUACAUUACAAACAAAGGAACCUUUUGCUUCGGUAUGUUUGUCAGGACUUGUACAGUACACUUAGAAACGCAAUUCCUUUCAGGGCAUACAAAGCCAAUGUAGAAGAGUAUUUCUUUUUAACAUUUUCUGUUGCCAUUGCCUUUUGUUCCUUUUUACUUUGAAAUGGUUUAAUUAAAGGGCUUAUUUGAAAACACCUGAGAAUUCAUUUUAGUUUCAAGUUGGAUUAAACACCUGAGAAUUCAUCUUAGUUUCAAGUUGGAUUAAAUGGUUCGGCUGUGAAUGUUUAUACACAGUAUCUGUUGAUGUAGUGCACAAUUGUAUAUAGUUCAUUUUUGCCUUUGCUAGACCCCGGCAUUUUAAUGAGGUUUAUAUUGGAUUUAAUGCUCAGCAGAGGCACCCAGUCUUUGUUUUAUCAGUUGUCAAGAGGAGAUUGUAAUAGAGGCAAUGUAUUUUGCUUCUGUCAUUGGUCUUAGAGCUAUUACAUGAAGGGCUAUUUUCCUCCUUAUGUACUCAGCCUUUUUAUAUUCUUGUAUUGAGUGGCUGCUGUUUAUUUGUUUUGCAAGAGUACUGUAUCUGGAUGUGAGGCAUUUUAGCAUAUGCCUGUGCAAUAUUGACAUACAGUCACUAAAGAACCCUGUAGGACAUCAUAAUUAUUUACAGAAGUUGAUCUACCAGUUGUGAAAAAAACAAGUUCGAAUCUACUGUUUCCAUAUAGGCUUUUGUUUAAAAAGGUUUAUGGUUAUUAAUUAUGUAGGAGUGAGUGAUUGUGACCUGAAAUACAAGUACUGUUUUUGAUACUGUAAUCAAGGCUUUGCUGGAGAAUCCAUAUUAUUUAUUUCUGUUAAUUAUAAUGAUGGAAAGGUGGUAUCAAUGAGGUAAUGUAUUUUGGGCUGUUUGUAAUUGAUGGAGGGUGGAAUGGUGAGUUGUUUCUGUUUUCCAGAGUAUUUGCGCUGUUAUGAAAUACGUAAAUCAGUCAUUUUGGAUUUCCCUUUGGCACUUAAGUUCACACUGGAUUACAAAAAUGUAUUUGAAUUGUGGCCUUAUCAUCCCUUUCUGAUACUGCCUUCAACUGACAUAUAUUUUAAUGUGUCAUAAAUUUUGUAAACGAAAACUCAAAAGAUUUGCUAAAGUAGUUCUGAUUUCAUGAGAUGUUUAACCACCAUUUGUCUUUGGUGCCGUUAGGAUUUGCUUAAUGUUGCCAGUCAAAAUUUUAGAGUUAAAUUAAAGUGGAAAUAGUCAUUAUCAUUAAGAAUUUCAUCAUAGACUACUAAGCCAGAAAAGGACACUUCUUGAUAGAAUAUUUGAAAGCUUUAAAUUCUGUAAAUAUUCUGUCAUGACAGAAAAAGAAUUUGGUGCUUAAUUUGUUAAGAGGGAACUUUACAAAAAAACAAAAGCAAAAAAUGAAACAAAAAAAAUGUUGAUCUAUUUCUAAGUGUGUUUAUAUUGAAUUCCUUUUAUAUUGCACAUAUUUUGUUCGACUCCGUAUGUAUUUCUUUCAUGAAGAGAAUUACAUAGUUUGUGUUUGUGCCAUGUUAAGUGUUUGUUUCAUUGUUUGCAUGCACAGUGAUGUAUGAAUUUUUUAUAACUAAUAUCAAUAGAUUCAUGUUAUUUUAUUUCGCAAACUUGUCCUUCUUGAUGGAGGAUUACAAUAUUGUAGAGAAGAAUAAAUAGUUUAUUUAAUUAAUGAUUGUA
Molecule: messenger RNA, 6792 nt
Organism: Macrobrachium nipponense
Lineage: Eukaryota; Metazoa; Arthropoda; Malacostraca; Decapoda; Palaemonidae
Gene: wkd
Product: TBC1 domain family member 10A-like
Exons: 9
Coding region: 498-1592 (364 amino acids)
Source: RefSeq, a predicted model, not a curated record